CUAUCUUUAAACGUACGACCUGAGAUUUAUCCCCACGACGUCGUCUCAGAGCCAAACACCUCAAACCACACAUGUUCUUGUGUAGAUAUCUCUCACUUUCACGAUUCCAAAAUCAUCUUCCUCGCGGAUUCCGUCGUUUUCUCGGGAAAAAAACAGAUCCGACGGUCGAUCUCUCCACAUUACACGAGAAUCAAACAAACCGACAAGAGAAGAUGUCGAGACUCGACGGCGUAGAACACAAAACCCUAAAGGUAAACGGCAUAAACAUGCACGUGGCGGAGAAACCUGGAUCCGGAUCAGGAGCAGAUCCGAUCAUACUCUUUAUCCACGGAUUUCCGGAGCUUUGGUACACGUGGCGACACCAGAUGACCGCGCUUUCUUCCUUGGGAUACCGUACGAUCGCGCCGGAUCUUCGAGGGUACGGAGACACAGAAGCGCCGGAGAAAGUUGAAGACUACACAUACUUAAACGUGGUUGGAGACAUGGUUGCACUAAUCGACGCCGUGACUGGCGGAGAUAAGGCGGUUUUCGUGGUUGGUCAUGACUGGGGAGCGAUGAUUGCGUGGCAGUUGUGUCAGUACCGACCGGAGAAAGUCAAGGCUUUGGUCAACAUGAGCGUACUCUUUUCUCCGAGGAACCCUGAUCGAGUUCCGGUUCCGACACUGAGACAUGUCUUCGGUAAUGAUUAUUACAUCUGCAGAUUUCAGAAACCUGGAGAGAUAGAGGCAGAGUUCAAGAACAUUGGAACAGAGAAUGUGUUGAAAGAGUUCCUCACCUACAAAACGCCUGGACCGCUCUAUCUCCCCAAAGACAAAUAUUUCAAACGCGCAGAAAACGCUGCGUUUGCGUUACCACCGUGGUUAACACAAGAAGACCUCGACUAUUACGUCACUAAGUACGACAAGAGAGGCUUCACCGGACCCAUUAACUACUACCGCAACAUUGACCGAAAUUGGGAACUGACUGCACCGUGGACCGGUGCUAAGAUCCAUGUACCGGUGAAAUUUAUAGUCGGAGAUCAAGAUUUAACGUAUAAUUCACCGGGAGCUAAGGAAUACAUUAACGGUGGCGGUUUCAAGAGAGAUGUACCGUUGCUCGACGAAACCGUCGUGAUCAAGGGAUUGGGACAUUUCCUACACGAAGAAAACCCUGACGUGAAUGGAAUCAACAUGCACGUCGCCGAGAAAAGUCCCUCCGUCGCCGGAAACGGUGCUUUCAACGGAGCUAUCCAUCCUCCGGUGAUACUAUUCCUCCACGGAUUCCCAGAACUUUGGUACACGUGGCGGCAUCAGAUGGUGGCACUAUCUUCAUUAGGUUACCGAACUAUAGCACCGGACCUACGCGGUUACGGCGACACCGACGCGCCGGAGAGCGUGGACGCGUACACAAGUCUCCACGUGGUUGGAGAUCUGAUUGGAUUGAUCGACGCCGUGGUUGGAGAUCGCGAGAAGGUGUUCGUGGUGGGACAUGAUUGGGGCGCAAUAAUCGCUUGGCAUCUGUGUCUUCUUCGACCUGAUAGGGUUAAAGCUCUGGUUAACAUGAGUGUGGUGUUUGAUCCUUGGAAUCCUAAGAGGAAACCAAUCUCGAUGUUUAAAUCUUUCUAUGGAGAUGAUUACUACAUCUGCAGAUUUCAGGAAUAUGGGGAAAUAGAGGCGGAAUUCGCUAAAGUUGGCACGGAACGAUGUCUCUUAGAGUUCUUAACAUAUCGUAAUCCUGGCCCUAUUCUUCUACCUAAAGGAAAACGCUAUGAUGAUUCUGUUUCACGUCCCUCUUGGCUAACUGAUUGUGAUGUCAAAUAUUAUGUGUCCAAGUAUGAGAAGAAUGGCUUCACUGGACCAGUUAACUACUACCGAAAUAUGGACAGGGCACAGAUGCACUUGCAUGUAUAUCUUUGAGCAAUAAUUGAGCUAGUGUUGUCCUUAAUUCAUUAGCCCUGCCUCUUUAAGUGGAGUCCUUUAGUCUUUAUUAUGAAUAAGGAACCCUUAGAAGGGUUAUUGUUAUUGUAAACGUUUCUUAUAAAGGCCAUCGUCAUCGUCUCUGUAAUUGUUUGUUUAUAUAAGUUGGUGACUCUGCACUUUGAUUUAGAUUUCAAUGUUUGUCUCUUCUUUUUCUGUGUAUGAUGCAUUGAUGAUAUAUAGUAGAUAAAGUAAGUCCUACCAU
Molecule: messenger RNA, 2160 nt
Organism: Arabidopsis arenosa
Lineage: Eukaryota; Viridiplantae; Streptophyta; Magnoliopsida; Brassicales; Brassicaceae
Source: the annotation of a GenBank genome assembly